Messenger RNA from Gryllus bimaculatus (two-spotted cricket), 1977 nucleotides. The record is from the annotation of a GenBank genome assembly. NCBI's taxonomy places the organism in Eukaryota, Metazoa, Arthropoda, Insecta, Orthoptera, Gryllidae.
AUGUUGGGGGUUCCAAGUCUGUUUCAGACACCCGGUGGUCCCCACCCCAUGGCUCUUGGCUUUGUCGUGGCAGUGCCCAAUUCUAAGGGUGCAGAGUUUUUGGCAGAAGGCUCAAAUUGGACUCCGGUACCGGCCUGCCAAUCUGAUAGUCCCGAAUUAUCUCGCUUCCUGGAGCUGCUGCAGCCCGAGCCCUCGUGGCGAAGAGGGCAUCUGUUCGCGCUGCAUCUGCGCUGGAUGGCCUUAAAGGUCUCAACAAAACCUGUUUUCUCUUCCCCCAGGAAGCAGCGAGAGAUGGCAGAGAAUAGAGACCGCCUCCUGGAGCUGCUGCAGCCCGAGCCGUCGUGGCGAAGAGGGCAUCUGUUCGCGCAGUACCUGCGCUGGAUGGCCUUCAUGGGCGCACACUCGGGGCCAAGGCCGCGCCGUGUCUCCUCUAUGCAGUGGGCGAUGCGAGCUCUCAUAGGCUUUCUUCAUGCGUUAACGAUCUAUUUUUUGCUGGGAGAAUGGUUGGAGUUGUUUCUUAACAGCAAAGACAUCAAUGAUUACAUCUCCAAGGCGGGUGUAUGCCUCACGUCUACUUGCGCUGCGUACGUGGUUGCCGCAAUGAUGAAUGUGGGCGUGCCUACCAUUGGCUCAAUGGUCACUUUGAGGCCACCUGUUCGCUUCUGGCAUCCUAUUGACGUCUACUCAGGUACCCCAAACCUGAUCGUUCUCAUCUUGGUGAACGCGACGGGUGCCUUUUGGGGCUUCAACAUGGCAGCCUUCUCCGCCACGUUCGUGAAGCUGGUGCUGACGCUGUGCGCGCAGCUGGACGAGCUGUCUAAGCGGCUGCUGCGCGUCGGCGCCGACGGCGAGGAGGAGGGGGAGGGGGGCGAGUGGCUGCAGGAGAGAGCAGAGGGCCAGCCGAGCGGUCGCAUGGCGCAGGAGGUGGCAGAGGUCGCUCGUAGGCACCAGGAGCUGCUGCGAUUUCUUCUCCACGGCAUUCCUCUUAAGCGUUCAAGUAUUGCAGAUGAUUGUGUAUUGUUGGUUCGGAGAGAUGCUAUCGGAAAAAGCGAGCGGCGUGGGCGAAGCGGCGUACGCCAGCGCCUGGUACAACGGGAACGCCAGUGCACGGCGCUCUCUUCUGCUGGUGCUGAGACAGGGCCAGCGCGGCUUCGUGCUUCACAACGCGGCUUUCAUCCCGUCACGCGCUGGCGCACGCUCCCAGCAUGGUAUAAUGAUCAUGCGCCUCGCUUCAACCUCCCCUACAGUCAAGCUCUUACAUUGACCGAUAUUGACGCGCACCAUUCCGAAACAACAGCUGAAGGGAGAAUAAGGAAACCAUUUAAUCACUGGGCUGCGUCAGGGGCGUGGCACUUGUCGCGCGAGCUAUGCAGGUACAAAGAGCCGAUAGCUUCAUGGUUGCAUCUUCUUCCUCAUGACGUCAUCAUCGGCACCUUCAGUUCUGUAACCCCACAAGGCUUGCGGCCAAGGACCACGCAGCCUCGUCGACACCGGAGCUCUCCAAGCAUCAAAGAGAUGUUGGAUAAGCUUGACUACUAUAUAACGUCCUUGAGAAAGCCUUUGGAAUGUGAUUCAGAAACAGAGUUUGCGAAUAUGAAGACUAUAGACCGUUAUAUGAAAUGGUAUGUUGCGGGAACCCUCAUCAACUGCUUUGUUCCAAGUAUUGGUUCGUUGAUUCUCAUGAAGCCACCUGUAAAUUACUGGCAUCCUAUUGACAUGUCCUCUGGAGUCCGCAAUGCAAUUGUGGUGGUCGGAUCGACCUUGGCCACGUACUUCUGGGCAUUCAGCAUGGCAGUGUUCCAAACUAUCUUCAUAAAACUGGUGCUGACACUGUGCGCUGAAUUAGAAAAUCUGUCGAUGACGUUGGAGGAGAUCGGACACGACGAGAGGCUGGGCGAGGGUGAGAGCGAGUACAGCGAACGAAUGAAGAGGGAAAUUGGAGAAGCUGCUAGGAGACACCAGAUGCUGCUGGAGUGA